Cataglyphis hispanica is the source of this 1467-nucleotide messenger RNA. It is a transcript of the gene und, whose product is annotated as methionine aminopeptidase 2. NCBI's taxonomy places the organism in Eukaryota, Metazoa, Arthropoda, Insecta, Hymenoptera, Formicidae. The transcript is spliced from 6 exons. Bases 23 to 1447 code for a protein of 474 amino acids. Gene Ontology annotation, biological process: proteolysis. Gene Ontology annotation, molecular function: metalloaminopeptidase activity. The record is from RefSeq and is a predicted model, not a curated record.
UGUUUGGCCAUUUCUCUCGAAAAUGGCGGCCGUGUUGGACGAGGUUGGCAAGUCCGCUGAAAAACUCGUGGACGAGGAAAAGAACGAGAUCGUCGACGAGAAGGACGAGACCGGCGCGGUCGAGGCCUCAAAGAAGAAGAAGAAGAAGAAAAAGAAGAAGAAGGCCGGUGCUGGAGAGGCUAGUGCAGAUGUUCCUGAAGGGGAAGAAGAUAAAGUUAAGGAUGAUGAUGCAUCAGCCGAAGGUCCCACAGAGAUGACCGAGAACGAUGGAGAGAGCGAAGAAGUUAAGAAGAAGAAGAAGAAACGCAAGCCCAGAGGCAAGGGCGGUCUGAAGCAGCAAACGGAACCGCCGACCAUUCCCGUAUCGGAAUUAUUCCCGGACGGUAAUUUUCCGAUAGGGCAGAUAAUGGAUCAUCCACCUGCUACUGGAAUAGAUGAUAGAAUGGCAAAAAAUCGUUUCACCAGCGAGGAAGCGCGGGCCCUUGAUAGAAUGCACAAUGAUAUCUACAAUGAAGCCAGACAAGCAGCUGAGGCACAUCGACAAACCCGAAAGCAUAUUAUGAAAUGGGUAAAACCGGGAAUGACUAUGAUAGAGAUUUGUAACGAGCUGGAGGAGACUGCUCGGAAAUUGAUAGGCGAGGACGGUCUCAAGGCUGGAUUGGCGUUUCCGACUGGUUGCUCCCGCAAUCACUGCGCGGCUCAUUACACUCCGAACGCCGGCGAUCCAACCGUUUUGGAAUAUGAUGAUGUCACAAAGAUCGAUUUCGGUACGCAUAUCAACGGGCGUAUCAUUGACUGCGCCUUCACCUUGACAUUUAAUCCGAAGUACGAUAAGUUGAUCGAGGCUGUUCGCGACGCCACUAAUACUGGUAUCAAGGCUGCCGGAAUUGACGUGCAAUUGUGUGACGUCGGUGCUGUUAUUCAGGAAGUAAUGGAGUCUUACGAGGUGGAAUUGGACGGCAGAACGUAUCCGGUAAAGUCGAUUAGAAAUUUGAAUGGUCACUCUAUCGCACCUUAUCGUAUACACGCCGGGAAAACGGUGCCGAUAGUUCGAGGUGGCGAGGCAACCCGAAUGGAGGAGAACGAAUUCUACGCGAUCGAAACUUUUGGAUCUACUGGUAGAGGUGUUGUACACGAUGACAUGGAGUGUUCGCAUUACAUGAAGAGCUUCGAUGCCGGUUUCGUGCCAUUGAGAUUGCAGAGCAGUAAAUCUCUUCUCAAUACUAUCAACAAGCAUUUCGGUACUUUGGCUUUUUGUAAGCGUUGGUUGGACCGUGUCGGUUGCACCAAGUACCAAAUGGCUUUGAAGGAUCUCUGCGAAAAGGGCGCCGUGGAGGCGUAUCCGCCAUUGGUCGAUGUCAAAGGCUGUUAUACUGCUCAGUUCGAGCACACUCUCGUUCUGCGUCCCACGUGUAAAGAAGUAAUUUCCCGCGGAGAGGAUUAUUAAUAAAUCUAUAAAGAAAUAAA